AUGACAGAAGCUGUAAACAACAAGGCCAUUCCAUUCGAGGCAUUGCCACUGGAUCCUACUGGUCCGCGUGGAAAUGCCUGGGGUCGAUUUGGACCAGAUGACGAGCUUGGUACGUUGAAUCUGCUUACGCCAGAGGUCAUCGUCGAGGCUGCAAAAGAGAUUCGAACGGGGGUGCGCAUCUCGCUGGACUGGCCGCUCAGCAUGCCCACCUAUCCUAGCUUCAAUCGCGAUCCCUUUAAGCAGGAGCUCAUUCUUCGAAAACCAAAUUGCAUUUAUGAUGACGUUCUCACCUUCAAUAGCCAGGGGUCUACCCAGUGGGAUGGAUUCAGGCAUUAUGCCAACCAGAAAAUGAGACGCUUUUAUAAUGGACAUACCACCGAGGAGAUCGAGUGUUCGGAUGUGAUUGGCCUACACACUGUGGCUGAACACGGCGGCAUCACCGGCCGGGGCGUUCUACUUGACUUCGCCGACUGGGCCUCCUCAAACUCCAUCUCAAUCUCAGCCCUCCAAUCUGAGCCGAUUACCGUUGAAAAUAUCAAACAGGUUGUCAAAGACCGCCAACUCGAGUUCCGACAGGGUGACAUCUUGUUCAUCCGAAGCGGGUUCACCGCGGCCUAUAAUCAACUCAACGACCAGCAGCGGAGGGAUCUUGCGCACCGCCCUUCACCCGACUUUAAUGGCGUAGAAGCAACCGAGGAUCUCCUGCGAUGGCUGUGGGAGCAUCAGUUUGCCGCCGUGGCCGGUGAUGCUCCAAGCUUCGAGCGCGCUCCUAUCCGAGGCAGUCAUGCCGACCCGAAUUUCAAUGUCCACGAAUGGGUAUUGGCAGGAUGGGGAACCCCAAUCGGAGAGAUGUUCGAUUUGGAGAAAUUAUCUGAGCAUUGCAAAGCGACGGGGCGAUAUAGCUUCUUCCUCUCCAGUAUGCCUCUUAAGGUUGUAGGCGGCGUCGCCAGCCCGCCAAAUGCCUUUGCUAUAUUUUGA
Molecule: messenger RNA, 978 nt
Organism: Penicillium macrosclerotiorum
Lineage: Eukaryota; Fungi; Ascomycota; Eurotiomycetes; Eurotiales; Aspergillaceae
Exons: 4
Coding region: 1-978 (325 amino acids)
Molecular function (GO): arylformamidase activity
Source: RefSeq, a predicted model, not a curated record